AUGGACGCCAAACUCCAACGGUUCCUACAAUGGUUCACCAGCAACGGCGGAUACCUUAACCCACACGUCCAGGUGCAAACCAGUGAAGAGCAAGGCAUCCACGUAAUAGCAAAAGACACCGUCUCCGCCCUCCACGACUCAUCCGAACCUUUCCCCAUCGUCACCUGUCCACUAUCCCUCACCCUCUCCUACCUCAACGCCGCCUCCCACCCCGACGUCCACCAAACCCCCAGCCCUGCCGCCUCCCAGCUCCUCUCCACCAGCGACCGUACCACCGUCGGUGCGUUCCUGCUGAUGGAGCAGAAGCUCGCGGGGGAGGGGUCGUUCUGGGCGGCGUAUAUCGACUGCCUGCCCCCGGUGGAGCGGCUGACGUCGCCGAUGUUGGAUGGGGAGAGGGAGGGGAUGUGGUUACGGGGGACGAAUCUCGAUCUGUUCGUGGAGUCGUCGGCGGUGGGGGUGAGACGGCGGUUGUGGAGGGAGGAUUGGGAGGGGGCGGUGAGAGUAUUGGGGGAGAAAGGCGUGGAUACGGCGCCAUUUACCUGGGACCUCUACAACUGGGCCAUGUCCAUAUUCUCCUCCCGCUCCAUCACCUCCCGCGGUGUCAUCCGCAACGAACCCGACCCUCUCCCCCUCCUCUUCCCUAUGGUCGACCUCCUCAACCACCACCCCACUGCUCGCGUAGACUGGCACUUCGACGCCACGGGUGCGAUGACCAUCGCGGCGGAAUCGCCACCGAAGCCCGGGGACCAGGUGUAUAACCACUUCGGUCCGUUUCCGAACGAGAAAUUACUCCUCGGCUAUGGCUUCGCCCUAGAAGACAACCCCUACGACGAAGUCACCGUCCAACUCGGCGGCAUCCGCCCCGGCGUGCACGAGCUCCUCCGCGCCUCUCUCCCUGAGCGAUUCCCCGGUCCAACCCUCACCCCCGAAUCCGUGCGCUUCUCCCUUAUCGGAUCUAGCCAUGCAGUGAAAGGCUACAAAGACAGUCCGCUCCCCUGCCUCCGCGGGGUACCGCCGGACCUGUUCGCGAUCAUGGAGGCGGAGGUGCGGUAUGGGCGGAUGCAGGCGGGGGAGGGGGAGGAGGGGGUAAGGAUGGAUGCGUUAGUGGGCUUGUUUGGGAUGGUGGAGAGGAAGUUGGAGGGGAUUAGGCGGUGGGAUGGGGGGGUGGAGGGGGAGAGGGAGGAGAGGGGGAGGUAUGCGAGGAUAUAUCGGGAGGGGCAGGUGAGGAUUUUGGAGGAGGUGAUGGGGGAGAUUGAGGCGUAUUUGGAUGCGGCGUGGGAGGGGGGGAGCUGA
This is a messenger RNA of Eremomyces bilateralis CBS 781.70, 1293 nucleotides long. Its product is annotated as SET domain-containing protein. Gene Ontology annotation, molecular function: protein-lysine N-methyltransferase activity. Lineage: Eukaryota; Fungi; Ascomycota; Dothideomycetes; Eremomycetales; Eremomycetaceae. Gene Ontology annotation, biological process: peptidyl-lysine monomethylation. The coding region runs from base 1 to 1293 and encodes 430 amino acids. The record is from RefSeq and is a predicted model, not a curated record. The transcript has 3 exons. Gene Ontology annotation, cellular component: nucleus.